UAAGCUCCAACUCGGUUCAGCGGAGUUCAGUCGCGCCACUCGGCCGUGGUGUUCACGUGCCGUUCGUACCUCUGACGAUCUUUACGAUUUCGAAAUCUUAUCAUUAUAUCUUGAUUUAUUUCGUUAUCUAUCUAUCUUUCUGUAUCUCUGUUUCUUUAUUAAAUAAGUCAUUUUAAUAAAGAAGGAAUAUUAUUUUACGUCGGCCUGUGUCAUCGUCAUCGUCAUCGUCAUCGUCAACUGGUGUUUCUAUCCGAAGAAAUUCGAAGAAAAAGGGAGAAGAGGGAACCAGGGUGUAGGUACGCGUUCGAUGUCCUCUUUCGCGGACAUUCGCCUCAAGAAUGUCUAACGAGAAUGCAGCAGUGUGCGGUUGCAGUAUAACCGUAGAUGUGUCUAGAAGAAAAGUACCAGUCCCGUUGCCCAUAUGGAGGCACGGCAAAUCAGAUGGUCGAAGCUCGAAAAAACAAAACGAUAGCCGUGGAUCAAAACAUAGAAAUUCUGAAACUGGAAGCAGUAGUUCUGCAACCGAUCACUCGAAACCGAUGACGAAGAGUAAUAAACAAGAAAGACGUUUAAAUCAAACGAGAAGGACUCGAAGCGCUGAACGGGUAGAAUCUUAUUACACAUACAUUGAUUCAAAUUCGAGCAUACUAAAUGGAGCGAUUCGUGAAACCAUACCCGAAGCUCUCUACGUGACUAUACCCGAAACGCCGAACGUGACGGCAAAUGAUACCGGAAGUAGUCUAACGAAUGCGCAAAACCGAUCACUACCUGUCUACACUAUUCCUUCGAUGACUUCACCACCGCCUACAUAUGACGCUUCUAUCGCUAAAUCGGAGCAGUCCGGUUUGCUGCCUACAUACGAGGAAUACCUGCAUCACAAAUACGAGAUGAUAUCGCGUUCUCACACGCCCCCACCCCCUUGGUCUGACUCCACAACAAAUUCAUCAUCAACGACGCCAUCUUCGUCAGUUAUCCGAACACGUCGUGAGCUUGAAGAGUAUCUCGCACAGUUGACGAUCUCACAACAGAAUAACGUGCAUUUUGCUCAACAGCAACAACAACAGCAACACUCUGGUCCUGUCCAUCGGGACGGUAGUUGUCUCACGAACCAGAAAAUCUGCAGGGAACAGCAGAUCAGAGUGCAACAGCGAACACGGCCAAUGCCUCCCAGGUCGCAGAGCGAGAGUCGGGCACAUCAACAAAGACUCGCAACGAUGUACGAAGAUGGUGCUUUUUGCAUGGAAACAACGGCACUAACUUCAAUGUUCGAACAUGGCGUAGCUUUUUGUAGCCUAAUGUAAGAGAUAACUUUCGUGAGAAAGAACUAUUAUCUAAGAUUAAAAGUCAAAUAUCACGAUUGCAAUUUUGACUUUCCGAAAAAAAAUAUGAAAUUCAAGAAGAUUAACAAUACCAACAAAUUCAUUAUUGUUCUCUUCGUGUAGGCUGUCGUGUGUGUGCUAAAUCAUUGAAUUAUAUCAACAAAUUUUUAUCUUUGAUCUAUUGAUCGAUCAAUCACUGUCUUAAAAGAAUGAUCGAUUGCAAUAGAAGAAAAAGAAAGAAAAUAAGAAUAACAGCUUAUAUAAGGUUCAACAAAAAGUUAUCAAUUAUUUUAUGAAUUAUCGAUUGACCUAAUGCAUUUGGUUUUUCAAUUUUUUAACUGGGUAACAAUGGUUUGCAACUGAAAAAUAUAUUUGUAAAAGGCAUAGAGAAGGUCCCAGAUAAAGAUGUCUAUAUAUAUAUAUUAUUAAGUAUUUAAAUACAAGUUAUAUUAAAG
Polistes canadensis is the source of this 1774-nucleotide messenger RNA. RefSeq lists its product as uncharacterized. The record is from RefSeq and is a predicted model, not a curated record. NCBI's taxonomy places the organism in Eukaryota, Metazoa, Arthropoda, Insecta, Hymenoptera, Vespidae. Bases 339 to 1301 code for a protein of 320 amino acids. The transcript is spliced from 5 exons.